AUGCUUGACGACUUUGAUAAAGCCUAUGGAAAGAUUGGUCUUCAACUAAAUCUCACAGAAACGAUGUUCAUGAAGAACGGAUUGGUUUCGUAUGCCCCAUUUACGCUCAACGGAACGAUUAUCUCCGAAUGCUCCAAUUAUGUCUAUCAUGGCAGGAAAAUCAAUAUUAAGAACGACUUAGCACCAGAGCUGAGCAGAGGGAAACGAGCGGCUUGGGGAGUUUCCAAGAGCAUCGAGGAUGUAGUGAAGAGAACAAAGAGCACCUGA
This is a messenger RNA of Angiostrongylus costaricensis, 267 nucleotides long. The record is from the annotation of a GenBank genome assembly. NCBI's taxonomy places the organism in Eukaryota, Metazoa, Nematoda, Chromadorea, Rhabditida, Metastrongylidae.